AUGAGCGGCCCCGGUGUUGGAUUCGAGUACCCCCGCCAGGAGGUUUCCUGGGUGAAGCGCGAUGUGCUUCUCUUCGCCAACACUGUUGGUUGCACCGACCAGGAGCUUCACUUCCUCUACGAGCUUCACCCGAACUUCGCGGUCUUCCCUACCUACCCGAUCAUCCUUUCCUUCAAGGGCAACAACUCGGAUGUGAUCGACUUCUACGCCGCUCAGAAGUCCGUCCAGAUCCCCAACGUUCCCUCCUUCGACCCUCGCCGCGUCGUCGACGGCCAGCGCAAGAUUGUGCUUCACAAGUCCCUCCCCACGAGCUCCGAGGGCAAGAAGUUCGAAGUCCGAACCAAGGUCCUCGGCGUUUACGACAAGGGUCGCCCCGGAUCCGUCGUCGAGACCCAGACCGACCUCGUCGAGGUCGGCCCCGACGUCGUCUACGCCAGCGUCAUCACCAGCAGCUUCUACGUCGCCCAGGGCAACUGGGGCGGCCCCAAGGGCCCCGCGACUGAGAACUUCCCCCCUCCCAAGGGCAAGACCCCCGACGUCACCUUCGAGCACCAGACCAACAAGCAGUCCGCCCUGCUGUACCGCCUCAAUGGCGACUACAACCCGCUGCACGCCACUCCCGAGCCCGGCAAGAAGAUGGGCUUCCCCGGAGCCAUCAUGCACGGCCUCUACUCGUGGAACUCGACCGCCCACGGCCUGCUCCAGGCGUACGGAGGCAGCGACCCUGCCAACAUCAAGGAGUACCAGGCGAGAUUCGCCAGCCCCGUCAUGCCCGGCGACAAGCUUGUGACGGAUGCCUGGAGGACCGGUGAGGUCAAGGACGGCUGGGAGGAGAUUCGCUUCCAGACCAAGGUCGAGGGAGGAAAGAUCGUCCUGAGCAACGGACGUGCCCUGAUCAAGGUUGUGGAGUCUCCCAAGUCGAAGCUGUAG
Molecule: messenger RNA, 930 nt
Organism: Colletotrichum karsti
Lineage: Eukaryota; Fungi; Ascomycota; Sordariomycetes; Glomerellales; Glomerellaceae
Product: peroxisomal dehydratase
Exons: 3
Coding region: 1-930 (309 amino acids)
Cellular component (GO): peroxisome
Source: RefSeq, a predicted model, not a curated record